GCUAGUCGAUGCCUGUGCCGCGCGCGGUGCCCGGAACCCCGCAUCUCGCCUCGUCUCUGGGUAGCCACCCUCGUGAUCUGGAGCUUCCUCUUCUUCCUCUUCUUCUUCUUCUUCUUGUUUGACAGCGACUGAUGGUUACUGUGUGCACGCCUGCUGCAUGGAUUCAAACCCACGGUUCUGAUGUGAGAGAGGGCAAGAUUCCACAGCCGAGCCGCCUCCUCGAACCCUGACCCCGCACAACUGUCGACAGUCACCGUUUCCACGUGUCGCCGAAGAGCUGUCAGAAGAACCAUGCCCUGCGUCCAGGCUCAGUAUGGAUCAUCGCCUCAAGGAGCCAGCCCUGCGUCCCAGAGCUACACCUACCACCCCGCAGGAGAGUACAGCUGCGACUUCCUGACCCCCGAGUUCGUUAAGUUUAGCAUGGACUUGACCAACACCGAGAUCACAGCCACCACCUCUCUCCCCAGCUUCAGCACCUUCAUGGACAACUACACCAACACCAGCUACGACGUCAAGCCGCCCUGCCUCUACCAGAUGCCCCACUCCGGAGAGCAGUCCUCCAUCAAGGUGGAGGACGUGCCAAUGCACAGCUAUCAUCAGCAGGGCCACCUGCCGCCCCAGUCGGAAGAGAUGAUGGCCCACUCCGGGCCCGUGUACUUCAAACCCUCCUCUCCUCACGCGCCGAGCACCCCGAACUUCCAGGUCCAGCCCAACCACAUGUGGGAGGACCCGGGCUCGCUCCACAGCUUCCACCACAACUAUGUGGCGGCGACCUCCCACAUGAUAGACCAGCGCAAGAACCCGGUGUCGAGGCUGUCCCUGUUCUCCUUCAAGCAGUCCCCGCCCGGCACCCCCGUGUCCAGCUGCCAGAUGCGGUUCGACGGCCCGCUGCACGUGUCCAUGAACCACGACAGCCCGGGCGCGGCGCACCGCGGCCUGGACGGCCAGAGCUUCGCGGUGCCCGGCGCCAUCAGGAAGCAGGCCGGCCUGGCCUUCCCGCACUCGCUGCAGCUGGGCCACGGCCACCAGCUGAUGGACGGCCAGGUCCCGUCGCCCCCGUCCCGCGGAUCCCCGUCCAACGAGGGCCUGUGCGCGGUGUGUGGGGACAACGCCGCCUGCCAGCACUACGGGGUUCGGACCUGCGAGGGCUGCAAAGGAUUUUUCAAGCGCACCGUUCAGAAAAACGCCAAGUACGUGUGUUUAGCCAACAAAAACUGUCCCGUCGACAAACGCCGGAGAAACCGCUGCCAGUACUGCCGCUUCCAGAAGUGCCUCGUGGUCGGGAUGGUGAAGGAAGUCGUCCGGACGGCUAAUCUGAAGGGUCGGAGAGGCCGCCUACCGUCCAAACCCAAAAGCCCGCAGGAGCCGUCUCCACCCUCGCCGCCCGUGAGCCUCAUAAGCGCGCUGGUCCGGGCGCACGUGGACUCCAACCCCUCCAUGUCCGCCUUGGACUAUUCCCGGUUCCAGGCGAACCCGGACUACCAGAUGGGUGGCGACGACGUGCAGCACAUCCAGCAGUUCUACGACCUGCUGACGGGCUCCAUGGAGAUCAUCCGGGGCUGGGCCGAGAAGAUCCCCGGCUUCGCUGAGCUGCAGAAACCGGACCAGGAGCUUCUCUUCGAGUCCGCCUUCCUGGAGCUUUUCGUCCUGCGCCUGGCUUACAGGUCCAACCCCGUGGAGGGCAAACUGAUCUUUUGUAACGGAGUGGUGCUGCACAGGCUGCAGUGCGUCCGCGGCUUCGGGGAGUGGGUCGACGCCAUUGUGGAGUUCUCCUCCAACCUGCAGAGCUUGAAUAUAGACAUCUCAGCCUUCUCCUGCAUCGCUGCUCUGGCCAUGGUGACAGAGCGACACGGGCUCAAGGAGCCCAAGAGGAUCGAGGACCUCCAAACCAAGAUCGUCAACUGCCUGAAGGACCAGGUGACGUUUAACGGCGGCGGGCUGCACCGCCCCAACUACCUGUCCAAGCUGCUGGGCAAGCUGCCCGAGCUGCGCACGCUGUGCACGCAGGGCCUGCAGCGCAUCUUCUACCUGAAGCUCGAGGACCUCGUGCCGCCGCCCGCCAUCAUCGACAAACUCUUCCUCGACACGCUGCCCUUCUGAGCGCGCGGCGGCGCGGCCGCGGCGGCACGCGGCGCGGCGCGGGACAGCCUCGCGGCGCGGGACAAGCUCGCGGGACGUUUUCUUCCAGAGAGAGACUGUGUCCGGGUCAGCGGCGCGGGGAGGUCUAGAUUGCGCACCUGCCCGCUCCGCGUGGGCCGUUCUAGAACACCACCAGCCUCGCGCCAGUAAGGAUCCGCGGGGAUUAAAACAACAAAAGAAAGAGGAAGCAAGAAGCGGGUCUCAUCCGGGGUUUUUUACGUUAAAGUUCUUUGAAAUGAUUGGCGUGAGA
Molecule: messenger RNA, 2389 nt
Organism: Lampris incognitus (smalleye Pacific opah)
Lineage: Eukaryota; Metazoa; Chordata; Actinopteri; Lampriformes; Lampridae
Gene: nr4a2a
Product: nuclear receptor subfamily 4, group A, member 2a
Exons: 8
Coding region: 292-2100 (602 amino acids)
Biological process (GO): regulation of transcription by RNA polymerase II; dopaminergic neuron differentiation; central nervous system neuron differentiation
Cellular component (GO): transcription regulator complex; nucleus
Molecular function (GO): nuclear glucocorticoid receptor binding; RNA polymerase II cis-regulatory region sequence-specific DNA binding; nuclear receptor activity
Source: RefSeq, a predicted model, not a curated record